Oreochromis niloticus (Nile tilapia) is the source of this 4460-nucleotide messenger RNA. Its product is annotated as leucine-rich repeat neuronal protein 4. Gene Ontology annotation, molecular function: protein binding. Bases 2716 to 3426 code for a protein of 236 amino acids. The record is from RefSeq and is a predicted model, not a curated record. NCBI's taxonomy places the organism in Eukaryota, Metazoa, Chordata, Actinopteri, Cichliformes, Cichlidae. The transcript has 2 exons.
UUCCUGGCAGUACAGCAGCCAUUUGAUGAGGAGAAAAAAAUAGAUACAAAUAGUGCUCACAGUCUGAAGUACGCCCAGGUCACCGACCUCUUGGUCACGCUGACUCUGUGGUGAAAACAUCUGCAGUCUGCUCAAGGCGAAGCUUUACAGAACCACUAAAGGUCCACUAAAGCUGAGGAAACUGGCCAAAAGCACCAUGAACUUUAUGUUUUGCAGAUGUCAGUGCAGUCCAUCAUGCACACUGAUUAAUGUCAAAUCCACCCAUUGCAGUCACGGCUCACACAGAACAAAUCUGCUGUAAUCAAGAUGUUUUUGUGCAUUCCCUCUAAAUUUUUUUCCGCCUUUAGAGACACAGGCUGAUGCAUGAGCCAGAUAAGAACCUGGCUGUUGCUUUAAAAUCGGACCGACUCCUCUCAGACACGAACACCCUCAGGACCUCAGCAUAUGUUCCCUUUUAUAUUAAUACUGGUUGUUCACAACGAUUAUGUGAACUAUCAGGACAAUUUCCACUUACUGUUUUCUUUUCCUAUAGGCCGUGGAAAAAACAGUAAGUGGUUUACGUGACCACAUGUGGAAAGAAGGCGAGCACCAUUAUUAACCAUACCAAGAUCUCCUGUGAAGAUCUGCUCCAGAUAUAACAGGACCUUGGAGUGUUUGUUUGUUUGUGCUGCUUUAGUUUCAUAUAUAAAAAUAAUCAAUUCCUUAUAGAGUCAUUUCUGAUGAGGAAAGCAGACCUAUCCCCAGCCGCAGGCAGGGUUUUUUAAAAGGAAAAACUGAUGUGAUCUGUGGCAAAUAAAAAAGGGUAGUGCAUUUCAGGAUUAUGCAACAACCCAUUUAACAGUUACCAUCUGCUGGGAUUUGUGUCACUUCAGGGAAAGAUUUCUUACUCAGCGACUUUACAUUUGUCAUAUUGCCUGUCACACCCUCUCUGCUUUCAUUAAAUUAUAAAGACAGUUUGUGUCUUAAAUGUUUUGUUGACUUAUUGUGAAUAAAAUCCCCCCUUACUUUGUUAUAAAGGACAUAGCUUAACAGUAUAAUACUAUCAGCUCUUUAGCUGCCAUCACACUGAUUCAAAUGAUGUGAUGCCACCACAUGAUUCAGUAUUUGUAUUACACAGAAUUACACAGUCUUGACGCUGACUUUUUAACCACCCUGAAUAUGAAUGUUAUCCGGGUGUGAUCAACCCCGUCCAAGCCAGAGAGGUCAGUUUUUUGCUUAACACUGAUUUGAGCCACUCAAACACAGGAAGCCAGACUCCACAGUCACAGCAAUCAAAAUGCAAACCAUGACUUAGACUAUACCCAUUUAUUAAUUACUUGAACUUAAACAUUUACACACUAACGAGCUUCUGGGCCCAACAAAGUUAAAAAACGAAAAAAAACCCAAACAUAAAGUUAACGUACUUUAUUAUACAAUUAGUGAACAGUUUCCUGUAUUUUCAUAGAAAUUUGUUACAGUGUGUGAAAUGAAAUAUAGAGGAAAACUGACGCAGGCUUCACAGUAUUGAACUCAGAUAUAAUAACAACACACACUGCACAAUAUAAACAGAGCAUUACUCAGACACAUCCUGGAUGCGGAUAUAUAUACGUGCCCCCUUCACACCCACACGCUCUCCUAUAUAUCCAAAAACACGUUCACACAUCCACAGAUAGAAGCGAGAAGCGACAAACACUUAUACCGCACCUGAUAAUGACAUAGGAAAUAAAAUGUUUAAUUCAUCCAUCUGGUGUCUACUGAAUAACGGCAGGAACGAUGUAUUUGGGUAUUUGAGCGGGAUUGUGACUCAUUCAGUGCAUCGGUUUUAAACAGACUUUAUCUGAGCUGUAGGUAUCCCUCAGGUACAGGACGGUGUGCUUUGUGUUUUUCUGUGACUUGAGCUCAAAAGCAGGGCAGAGAUAUGAGAGAACAGCUGGGUUUAAAGCCACGUCAAGUUUUUAUCAGGUAACAAAAAAAUAAUCUCAUACAGAACUGUCUUUUGACAUCCACCACCUUUUCUACUCAAUUUAUUUUAUGCUUUAAUUUUUUCUUCAAGGAGAAAUAAGUACAUACGUUACCAAAGAUUCCCACCACAGAUCCAGUCGGUUUCAUUAUUAGUAAUUCGGUGAACAGCUGCUAAACAGUUUCCUCAAUUUGACUCUGGAGCGGUUUCAGUGGAAGUCACAGUCUACGUGUUAUUUAGGUGAAGGGUUAGGCUGUUCAGGUUGUCUGGAGCCACUUACUUAUGUCAGUGAUUAAAAACAUUUAGAUGAAUCAAAGCUAAAGCUUUCCAUGUCUCUGUAAAUCCCUUCUCCCCUAAAAGGGAAACAAGACUUCAUUAACAAAUGAGACAUGCUCUGAAUAAUGUGCUUGUUGUGAAAGAAUGAGACAAAAAAAAAAAUGUGGUCACCGAAUUAACCAGUGGUGAUGUAACUAAUAGCAGACUAUAGUAUUUCUCCACUAAAUGGCAUGGACAGCUGCUCACUCACAGACACAUCACUAAACAAUUUGGCAAAGAGGGAGGUGGAGCUGGUGCAGAAGCCGAAGCGUAGGGAAUAAGGGAUAGGGGGGAUUAUGGGAGGACAGAAAGAAGGAGGUGAUUGUUAGGCAGAAGGAAAACAUAUAAAGAGGGAGAGAGCACGCCGGAGAGAGCAACUGGAAGAGAGGCGAGGAGAAAGAAGCUCAUCGGUUGUCUGAUAACGUUUUCAAACUUCUCCGAGAAACAGUACAACGGCUGCCAUGAGGGACCUUACUUUCCCACUCGGGAUCAUAUGCCUGCUUUUCAUCAGAGGUUACUGCCCCCUGCCUAUGAGCUCAGAAGGGAUGCAUCCCAUGGGAAUUCACGGCCCAUACGCACACUCAUACUCUCGUGUUAAAGAUGAGGAUUACAAUCAAUAUGAAGAUAUAACCACUAGAUCAUCCGAGACGUCGAUUCUAAGUAGAGGGACCCCUAAGCGGUGUGACUAUGAUCCCUGUCUUGAAGGCCAGACCCCCUGUUUUGAGCUUGCAACCUCCUCUAACUGCUUGUGUCCGGGGUUCACUUUAAAUGAUGUGCCCCCAGAAGCGCCCAAACUAAGCUCAGUAUCCUGGAACGGGUCCGAAGUUGUACUUCAGUGGUGCACACCUUAUUCACACGUCACAAACUAUGUUGUGACUGUAGGAGGGCAAGAGAGGCAGAAGUUUGGGGAGGACCGGAGAAGCGGAGGAGUGGGCGAAAUUGGCAACAUAGCAGAAGUUUGCGUGAUGGCCGUGAAUGAUGCCGGAGCCAGCGAAGGAUCUUGUAUGAUGUAUCAUCCCAGGGAUAACAGCCUGCCUCUGACAGCAGGGCUCAUCGGGGGAGCCCUGGGCUUCCUGCUGCUCCUCUUGCUGGCCGUCCUGCUGUGGAGGCACAAGAGGCAAAGGAAACAGGAGGCCACCAUCUCCAUGCACAACACAGCUGAGACGGGGUGAACAGGAAGCACCGCAAGACUGGACACUCGUCGAGAGAAGUCUGUGCUCUGAGACUCUUCUGCAUUAUUGCAGUUAGCUAUGAAAACAUGAUAACAUCUGAGGUUUCCUGCACCACGAGGCUUUCUCAAAACAAGAGGAAGCAGCGAUGUAUUCAUUUCACAUGAAUACAUCGAACUGGUUAUGCUCUGAUGCCUUGUAAUUCCUGAAAACCCCUCUGUGCGUUCAAGAAAGUCCCACAUCCACGACAAAUGCAUAAAAUUACUCACAGAAUUCAUUAUUUGCAAAUUAUAUUUUUUCCCCAGAAGUGAAACCCUGAAGACAAACAUCAGGGAACAUCCCAGCAUGUGGUCCCUGCUUUCAACUUGCUUAGCUGAGCAGCACAGUGUGUAACUGCUAAUAGUGGGGUAAAAAUAUUUGAAGCUUACAUGAUAAAAGUUUGAAAAGUGCCACUAUGGUGCUCCAAGACUUUAUUACUUGACAGAAGUGUAUCUUUCCUAAUCUUGUGUGCAAAUUAAAGGUUUCUUGGAGUUGUGUUUACAAAAUAGUGAUGUGUAUUAAAGUGUUAAUAGCAUAAAUGACAACAGGCACAAAUUAUGUUUGAAAGAGUACAGCAGAAGGCAUAGAAGAUAGUAGCAAAGGUUCAAAUGGCACUGUAAUUUUUAUAUAAUAUAAUUAGGGUUUGAUUGCUGUUGAGCUCUGUGAUGGGCUGGCGAUCUCUCUGGGCCGUACCCGCCUCCUCUGCUCUAUGAGGGCUUAGGAAGGCUCCCCCAGGAAAGGAAAGAGAUGCUGUCACUUACUUUUGGAGAUAUCAAAGCAUGCUGUAAUGAAGUGUUUUCUUUGAAACUCUCUGUGAGAGCUCCUCGUGUCAUGUAUGUAAUUAAAGCGUGAAUGGAUCGAUUGUUUGAACCUGACUUAAACUGUAUUUAUUACAAUUGUGUUCUUUUUUCGCCUCUGGAAGUUAAAUGUGUUUGAUUGACCACUUUUGCUCGAGCCUGACUAUUAAAAUUAAGUAAAACGUCGCCUUAGUCACCACA